Engraulis encrasicolus (European anchovy) is the source of this 6764-nucleotide messenger RNA. RefSeq names its product CKLF-like MARVEL transmembrane domain containing 4 (gene cmtm4). The coding region runs from base 805 to 1473 and encodes 222 amino acids. Gene Ontology annotation, cellular component: membrane. The record is from RefSeq and is a predicted model, not a curated record. The transcript is spliced from 4 exons. NCBI's taxonomy places the organism in Eukaryota, Metazoa, Chordata, Actinopteri, Clupeiformes, Engraulidae.
CGUAAGCAGCUUCUGCAAGCCAGCAUGUUGGCUAUCCGACCCGUUGUGCUUGCUCUGCUGAGUGUGCAGUGCUUUACCACUGCCGGAUGAAAAUACUCAGAUUCCAAGAACCAUCUGUUGGAUUCAGAUCUGUUUGGCCGUAUGGAUGAGGUGGGCUGUGGCUUCGCUGUGGAGCCUGUGUGUGUUUGCUGCGUGAACAUUGUUCGGCUUUUCAAGCCUUUUCACCUACAGGAAUGGCCAGUUUCGAGGGCGGAGACUAGCAAACAACCACAACAUUGUGUUUUACAUCUCUCGGACGCUAACAUGGCCCGAUGAAGUCAUUACAAGUCUUACUGUCUCGUUUUGGAUUUUGUUUCUGCUUUUGCAUGGAGGGAAAGCGCACAACGACGAACCAUGGAAAUGACCGCUUGCCAACUCCCUAACAUGAAUAGGUGCUGAGGACUCUACAGAACAAACCAAAAUCAUUCCAUCCUAUCCUGGCGAACCUCGUUGCGCGCUGUCUUCGUGCUAUCCACGCCUGCGAAAACUAUAUUUGAUGUCGUGAUAGAGUAUCGAGCAUUUGCUUAAACCGCCUUCUGCAAAGAUAUCUUAGCCCAGUUUUAUGUAGUUACUGUAUCCUGUUGUAGCAUACAUUCCAGUGGCUGUUUCGCGUAGCCUGUAGCUUACAGCGACCGUUUCGACAUUGCAAACUGUAUCGAACUUAGUGGCCCGAUUUUCCUUUUGGGAACGAAACAAUCCCUCUCCAGUGGAACUUUGUAUACAUGCUUGGAGUUCGUAGUGGCUUAGGAGACACAAAAGGCAAACAUGAGGAAUGCUGAGGAGACGGACGGGUUUGAUGGCGAGGCCUCCAACACGUCCAUGAUCUCGGGAGCAAGCAGCCCGUACCAGCCAACUACAGAGCCCGUACACGCCAGAAAUGUACUGGGAGGCAUCAGGUGUGACAUAGAGUACCUGAGGUCGCCCUUCGGCAUUUUAAAAAUCAUCGAAGUGGCCCUGGCCCUCAUCUCCUUCAUCUGUAUAGAGACCAUCAUGAUGUGUUCUCCAUGUGGAGGUAUCUACUUCUUUGAGUUCGUCAGCUGUAGUGCCUUCGUGGUGACUGGAGUACUACUGCUGCUAUUCAGCCUCAACCUACACACCAAGGUCCCGCACAUCAACUGGAACCUCACGGACCUGGUGAACACAGUGAUCAGUGCUGUCUUCUUCCUAUUGGCCUCCAUCGUGCUGGCCGCCAUCAACCAAUCAGGAGCCGGCGCCAACGUGACCAGCGUCAAGGGCAGCCGCAAAUCAGACGCCGAGAUCGCCGCCGUGGUGUUCGGCUUCCUGGUGACAGGUGUGUAUGCCGUGAACUGCUACCUGGCGGUGGUCCGGUGGAGGCGGGGGGAGGGCCAAGGAGGUCAGCUGACCAGCAGCGAGUACAUACGCGCUCGCACCGCCUCCCGCGGAGAGGUGGAGGCCCGCCCUGAGCUGCAGUGAACCAACCAAUCAGCACCUCUCCUCUUACUCUCCGCCACUCACGCUGACCAAUGAGAGUGGCCCGAUUCCCCAGAUCCACCAAUCAACCUAUCACCCACUCUCGCACAUUGACCAAUGGACUUCUCCCGCUCCCCCCACAUCCACCAAUCAGAGCUCCCGUGUGUUCCCGUCCUGUUCUCAUCAUGCCUAUCAAUAGGCAGGGGCCUUUGCCAAGACGGGCCUCGGACUUCAGGAACUUGGCUUCACGCAGUUGGACCUGGCCAGGCCCAGCUCAGCUCGGCUCUGAUGCGGUCUGGACUGGUCUGGUCCGGUCUGGUCCACUUUUGAUCCACAUACGGCGCCCUCUGGAGGUCAUUUCAUGCCACUCUUCUUGGCCCUCCGAAACAGCCUAAUGGGAUCAUUAUCAAAUCACAUGCCAGGAAAACAGUCACAUGACAAACAGUCGCACCAUUGAUUGUGUGCAAUCCUGACACAGCUAUGCGCACACACGCACGCAUACACACACACACACACGCACGCACGCAUACACACACACACACACACAUACACACACAAUGUAAUUUCAGCCACACAACUUCCUGCAUUUGAAGGAUGUAUGAAUGGUACGGUUGCCACAUUUCAGAGGUUAAAAACCGGGACACAUUGACGCGCGAGCGUGAAACAUUCAUGAUAUGUGUUUAUUUUAAUAAGGUAAUAUGAAGACGUGUAUUAUUAAAAAAAAACAGGACAGUUAAUCCAUUUACCUAGACAGAGCACAAAAACUGGGACAAUCCAGGAAAAACCUGGACGUGUGGCAACACUAAUGGACGGAUGGAUGGAUGGAUGGAUGUGUGCAUUGUGCUUUUAUCAUCACCAGCAGAUUUGCUUUAGAAUCUACAGUAUCUGAGGAGGACAGUCAGCCUGAGCUGUGCCGUGCCGUCUGGAGGACUUCUAAUGUGACUCCUGCUCUAACUUAAGAGUCCAUUCACACAGCAGAUCAGAUCAGAUGUGUUGGACAAUUAUCGGCAAGCAAGUUACAGAGUUGUUUGUUGGUAACCAUAAGUGUGCUGGUUGGAUCCCCAGCAUCUCCGUGUGAAUGAGGGAAGUGGAUAACAUAACCAGUGCUCUCCUCUCCCCCAAUGCUCCUCCAUGACCGAGGUAGCCUGUUUUUUGUUGUUGUUGUUGUUGUUGUUGUUGUGUGUUCUGUGCGCUCGGCUCAUCACGUGGUAGGACCUUUUUUUCUAACCUUUAACUUUCACCGUAUGGGUCCACAUGAUGAGCAGCUAGACUAGGGAGAUGAAGUUAGACCAGCAGCAUCUGAGCCAGACAAAAGACAAAAAAUCAGUCUCGACAAACACCUUCUGUCACCCGGAGGAAAUACACACUCUGCACUCUCUGCACUCUCGCCUGUUCGGCAUAAUCUAAAGUGACACACACACACACACACACACACACACACACACACACACACACACACACACACACACACACACACACACACACACACACACACACACACAUUCACACACACACACGCACCACAAAUCUGGACUACAUUUAUAACGUGUAUAAAGCAGCUUUGGACAAAGCUCUCCUGUAUAAGCUGUAGGCGUAUAGCACCUGUACAACGAUGGACAUGUACAGUACACUAUAUUUGAUAUUCCCUACAUCUUACAUCAUCAUCAUAAAUGAGGAGUUAUGUACACUACGAUAAGGGUGAAAUUUCCUCUACAUAAAUGCCUUAUGUACGACAAAGGACUGAGGUAUAUGACACUGCCACCUUUGCUUUAGCUGGCUAAUGCAUGCCGUGGGCAUGUAGCGUUAGCUGUGUUAGUCCUAUGCUAAUGUGUGACAUUGACAUGUAGCAUUAGCUGUGUUAGUCCUAUGCUAAUGUGUGACAUUGACAUGUAGCAUUAGCUGUGUUAGUCGUGUGCUAAUGUGUGACAUUGACAUGUAGCAUUAGCUGUGUUAGUCGUAUGCUAAUGUGUGACAUUGACAUGUAGCAUCAGCUAGGAUAGUCCUACGCCAAUGUGUGACAUUGAUAUGUAGCAUUGGUAGCCUAGUCUUGCGCUGAAUCAAAACCAGAGAGAUGAGGUACACUAAAGACGCAUGUCUUCAGUUUGAGAAGUGACCAUUCCCCACAUGAACACUUGGGAUCCUAAUCAUGGGAACUGGUGCAGGAUGCAGCCGACAGCAACAGAGAUGCCAAGACUUAACGAGAACGACUAUGAAGAAAACAGUUACACAGUGUUUGUGGUGAGGUAUAUUAAUAAUGAUGAUGAUAGUAAUAAUAAUAAUAAUAAUAAUAAUAAUAAUAAUAAUAAUAAUAAUAAUAUAAGCUAAUGUGAAAGUAGUGCUUGUGCUAAGCGUCGAGGGAUGAUCUGAUCAUGUCCUGCUAAUCUGCCCUACAAUCUUAGAACGCAGUAACUCUGAAAACGGCAAACUGAGAAAAAAGGCUUCAAAGUUUUCCAUAUGGCGCGACAACUGUGUUGCCGGUAAAUUGGUGGUGACACUUCCUGGUAAUGCUUGUUUAGGAUAGAAAUUUAAUGCACAAAAAAAACAAAAAAAACCCAACAUUUAUGUGUCUUUUUGCCACAAAAAACAGAGUUACUGCGUUCUUGGCUGGUAUUACUGCCACAAAAUGGAGUUACUGCAGGAGUUACUGCGUUCUUAGCUUGUAUUACUGUCUACUCCCAAACCAGUCCCAUUGGAACGUGCAGCAGUAACUCGCCGACUUACUGCGUUUUUGUUUAACUUUUUUUGGGUCAUUUUUGCACUUUCAAAAUGAGUUUUCUCCCAAACGGGACGGUGUUGGACCACCAUUUUUGGACACAAGACAAAUGAGGUAGUUUAGAACCGAUUUCCGAUAUAAAAAAAAAAAUCGACCAUUUUGAGUUACUGCGUUCUAGUAUUGCACGGCAGUAAUACGUGAUGAUGUAGUAGGAAGGCACACGCCGAAACGCAUCUGUGCACAAAAUCAAGAAAAAUUGAUGCAAGGUGUGCCCCCCUUUUCUUUGAUUCAAAGUAUUUAUUUGGAACAACACCCUUAAAAGUUAUCAAGAAACCUGAGUGAAGCCUGCUACCCAUCAUUGAUGGCUACAACAAUAACACAAUAUUACGCAACUAAUCUGGAAUUUGAUGUACUGAUUCAGGACACUCCUCGUGCUUCAUUCCACAAACACACACACACACACACACACACACACACACACACACACACACACAGGAUGUACUUCCUGGAACCGAUCACAUCCCCAUCUUAUUUUUGGUUUUGUAUUCAUAUUAAAUGUAUGUAUUUGUUUGUGUAAGCAACGUAAAUACAGUAUACAGUAAUAUGUACUGUAUAUGUGUAUACUAUGCGUGUAUGCUUACAUGACAUGUGUGUAUGUGAAAGAUGUGUUUGUAUGCAUUCAUGUGGGUGUUUGAAAUGACCUCUCUAGACCUGUGACCAGUGUUGCCAGAUUAGGAUGGCUGUCUGCGGGUAAAAAUGGCCAAUUUUUGGCCAUAGAAAUCAAUAUAAUUGGGCGGGAUUUAGUGCUUCCAGGUGGGGUUUGAGCAUUUUUUGGGCUGGAAAUCAUCAGCCUCAUCUGGCAACCCAGCCUGUGACCACCCAGGCCUUGGGCCUAGGCCCCUGGGCCUGUUGCCCCGUAGGCUCAUCAACUAAUCCUCCCCUGUCGGCCAAGCGGUAGUCUUGUCUAUUGCAUCAAGUAUGAUUGAAAAUUAUAGAAGAAGCGCAACACUGCUACGAUUACGGUCAAGGUUUUAAAAGGUCUGACUGAUCGAAACGUCAGCUUUCACAUCAAAACCUUGACCGUUAUUGUAGCAGCGUUGCGCUUCUUCUACCAUUUUCAACUGACUUCCAUUGAGAUAGCUGCUGCACCUGCAUAAAAGAUUCGAGGUGUGCAGGCCACCUCUACAUUCUACAUCAAGUAUGAUUACCAGGAGGACAAACGUAAGAGUUGACAAUACGUACGAGUCUCAGUACAUUGUUUCAGCAUUACUUGUAUUAUUUGCCUAAUGACAGGUCUUAACUUGGUAUUUGUGUAUUUGGGUCUAUUUGAAGAAUGUGUAUGUAGACGUAUGUGUACUUUUGAAACACAACAUACAUUUACAGUAAUAGACUGCAUAUUUACAGUAUAUAUAUAUUUUCUGUCUUGUCCAUGAACAAUGAAGAACGGUGCCUCUUCGUCCUCCAGCACUCUCUGCCUGUUUGACUCCAGUGUGCGUAUGUGUGUGCGUGCGUGCGUGUGUGUGUGUGUGGUGUGCGUGCUCGUAUGGUACAAUGCUCCAAGAGUGCCUUGCAGGAUCCAGUAUGUUAAAGGCAUUCUUGCAAAUUCUCAAUACUUAACCUAGUUUGUGUGUGUGUGCGCACGUGUGUGCACGUGUGUGUGAGAGUGUUUCUACAUUAUAACUGUUUGGCUUCAGGAAUGUUUAAUUAGAGGGAAACAUGGUGAAGGGUGUUUUCUUUUCUUUUUUUUCUAAAAAAAAAAGUUUUUGGGGCGUGCUUACAUUUAUAGACAAUCACUAGUGUGUAUUUAUAAAGUGUCUUAUAUUUGUGUGCUUUUGAAGAUAAAACAAAUGAAAUGUGGUAGGCUAUGCUUUGAUAUGUCUAUAGUAGAAUUUUGUCUGGUGUUUCCCAUUUCUUUUCAAGCCAAUGAUACUGUGUGCAAACUCAGACCAGCCUCUUAACACCCGUGUUGCUUUGAUGUCCACCAUUGGAGUAGCCAACAUAUCUUUAGACCAAUCACAAAGCUGUGCCCAUGCUUUUGGACCAAUCACAAAGCUGUGUUGUCCAUCGCUCACACUGUGGCUGUUUUUUUGGACCAAUCACAAAGUAAACCUUAAGUAGAUGGUAUCAGCAAACAAGAAGCGAUAACUAUGAUGUAAAUAUGAUAUUGUUUUAUGAAGUUUGUAUUGAGACGUUGCUCAAUCACUUAUGUUUGUAUGUAUGUAUGUAUGUAUGUAUGUAUGUAUGUAUGUAUGUUUUUUGUAGUCUUAAGACUGCCUGAAGUUGGACUGGUUAUUUGGGGGUGGGGUAAACAUGUGAAAUGGUGUGUUUUUAACUGAUAUCAGCGGGACCAUUAACUGAAGUACGCACCAUUUCAGCUCAAGUGUGUGUGUGUAUGUUUGUAUGUGUGUGUGUGUGUGUGUAGAUGUGCGAGUAGCACCUCUGGUGUGUGCAACCAAUGCAUUAGUACUCAAAUGUGUAUUUUUGUAUUUAUAGAUUUCUCUGUACCAAUCUCUGUACCAAUGCUAAUUGUGGGGUUCACACGGUUUAAGUCUGCUAACAAUAAUAAUGAAUUAAAUGAUUC